CCACCAUACCCUCACGCUCGAGCCAUGUACGUAUGUUGAUGGCGAUUGUGCCGGGGAUGCAAGGGGAGGUAGCAUGAAGCAUGAACAUUCGCUGCAAAGCCCAAUUGCGCGGCUUGGGGACUAGGAAGCUGACGACACAUUGUAGGACCCCCACACCUACGAGACAGUAUCCAAAUACAUAUAGUCGAAGUCUACACUUCUCUUCGAGUGAUGGUGCAUCGGUCCCUGCCAGAGACGAAAAUGAUUCUCUCCUCACACCUCCUACGAAAGUCCUGAAGCCGGCGUUCCAAAGGCGUGCAGACCGCGAUUGGAUGGUCACGCAUCUGGAGGAAUCGCCGGCGAGGAGGGAUAGCCGAAAUUAUUUGAAGCAUUUCAAGCAGAAGAAGGCGGUGUCGAGGACGAGCGACAGCUUACAAAACACCGCUGGCAACGUGAAUCAGGAUUCAUGGCGGCUGCAUAAGACGGGCGUCAAUUUGGGGAACCUCUAUGCGCCUGCUAAAGCCAUUGAGGAGAGCCCGACCUUUACCAGGGAGGCGCCAUCGGAACGAAUAUCGCAGACUGUGGAGCCGCUGCAUAUUGCGCUGGUCAAGCUGAGAUGGCCGCAGGGGCUGGAUAAAGAGACGCUGGGUGGGAUUGCGCUGACGUUGAGCCAAUUGGUGAGGUUGGGGCUGAAUAUUGCGCUCGUGCUUGAUUGUGAUGGAGAGGAGGUGGCAGAGGGGCUGGAGUGGGACAAGAGCUGGGCGACGACCGUAACUGAGCAGGCCAACAGGGUGUUGGAUGCGUUGCUUGAAUUCAAUGAGCCGGGCGCCAUGGUUGUUGAUCAUGCCCUGGGUGUGGAGGAUGUCAAGAAUGAGGUGCCUACGACGGUGCAUGUAAGAGGUGGGAUUGAGGUCAAGCAUAAUAGGCUGUUGUUGCCAUUAUUAGAGGAUGGGAUCAUUCCUGUUAUCCCGCCGAUUGCGUAUACCACCGAAAACUUCCGAAAGCAGAGAAUUGAGCCAGAUGAUGUGGUUCUGGCGUUGACAAGGGAGUUUGCAGGUAUCACGGCGAGGAACAUGAAAACUUCUGAAAUUCAUACGAUGCCUCUUCAUUUGAAGGCUCUUAAUGUUCAAGACCAGCCCCUUCUCGAUAGGAUCCUCAUCUUGGACCCUGUAGGAGGUAUUCCAUCCAAGGACCGACCGGACAACGCACAUGUCUUCAUCAAUUUGGAACAAGAAUAUCGAGGCGUCAGGAACGAGCUUACGGGAGUACAUACUUCACCAAAAAAGACAGGGCCUGCAUCGUUGUUCGGAGGAAGCAAUCCAUUCUCUAAAUUCGUGGAAAGCAACAUCAACUUUGCGCAGACUACCCCAAAUCGACAUACGAAAAACCUCGAUGUCGUCCAAAGAGCCCUGAAGCUACUCCCACCCUCUUCGUCUGCCCUGAUAAUCACACCACAUGCUGCCGCCGUCUCGUCCCGUCCACAGCCAGAUGACGAAACUGCCCCUACCGGAGUCCGCACCCGUCGGCCAAAGAACCCUCUCAUUCACAACCUUCUCACCGACAAACCCAUGGUCUCUUCUUCUCUCCCUGACGAAACAGUUCCCCACCAUCGACCCAGAAUAAUAACUGCAAAUCCACCAACAUUUGUUAAGAAAGGCAUUCCCGUGACCAUAAUCCCUGCAGCUCCUUGGGCACCACGGUCCCCUUCGAACCCAUGUAUAACCCUCGAAAACGAUCCUCGAAUCGACUUUCCGCGUCUUAUUGACCUCAUCGACGACUCAUUCCAGCGAAAACUCGACGUCCAUGCCUACCUCGAGCGCAUCCGAGGUCGCGUCGCUGGUGUCAUAAUAGCAGGCGACUACGAAGGCGGCGCAAUCUGCACAUGGGAAGAUCCACCCUCCUCGUCACCAAAUCAACCACCCAUCCCCUAUCUCGACAAAUUCGCCGUUCGGACGAAAUCACAGGGUUCCGGGGGUGUGGCGGAUAUCGUCUGGCGCUGCCUUACUCGUCAAUGUUUCCCAGACGGCGUUCUUUGGCGGAGUCGGUCAAAUAACCCUGUCAAUAAGUGGUAUUUCGAGAGGAGUGUGGGCACGUGGAAACUGCCUGGCGGGAAUUGGACUAUGUUUUGGACGACGGAGGGAGUAGUAGAGGAGUGGGCUAAGGAGCAAGAGAGCGGUGAGGCGGGUGGAGGGAAGUGGGAUGCGUAUGUUAAAGUUUGCGAGGGAGUUGUGCCUACGUGGGCAGAUGGGAAGAGGCCGGAUUAGCAAUACUUCGAUAAGAUGUGGAGUUUAGGUCUGAUGCAUUGGAUCGGAAUCCUGGAAACAGAGUUUGAGAAAAAUUCUUUAGUACAUCUGCACGUACCUUUAUAUCGGUUCCUGUCAGACCCUUACACACACAAGAUGAUUCCACUCUCUUAGGUCAAGUGUUAUACCAUCCCAAUGUGCACACCC
Mytilinidion resinicola is the source of this 2429-nucleotide messenger RNA. Its product is annotated as N-acetylglutamate synthase. The record is from RefSeq and is a predicted model, not a curated record. Gene Ontology annotation, cellular component: mitochondrial matrix. The transcript is spliced from 2 exons. Gene Ontology annotation, molecular function: arginine binding; L-glutamate N-acetyltransferase activity, acting on acetyl-CoA as donor. Gene Ontology annotation, biological process: L-arginine biosynthetic process. Lineage: Eukaryota; Fungi; Ascomycota; Dothideomycetes; Mytilinidiales; Mytilinidiaceae. Bases 81 to 2243 code for a protein of 720 amino acids.